Molecule: messenger RNA, 3960 nt
Organism: Penicillium soppii
Lineage: Eukaryota; Fungi; Ascomycota; Eurotiomycetes; Eurotiales; Aspergillaceae
Exons: 8
Coding region: 1-3960 (1319 amino acids)
Biological process (GO): biosynthetic process
Cellular component (GO): eukaryotic translation initiation factor 2B complex
Molecular function (GO): zinc ion binding; translation initiation factor activity; translation initiation factor binding
Source: RefSeq, a predicted model, not a curated record
AUGGCCCCCAAGCAGAAAGGAGGGCAAAAGCCCAAGGCUAAUACGGCGGAAGAAGUGGAAGAGACGUUUCAGGCUGUGGUGCUUGCCGAUACCUUCGAGACAAGAUUUGAACCGUUCACCCGCGACAAGCCUCGAUGCCUUUUGCCGCUCGCGAAUACUCCCUUGAUUGAAUACACACUCGAAUUUCUGGCCAACGCAGGCGUGGAAGAAGUCUUUCUUUACGGAGGCGCCCAUUCAGACCAAGUGGAGAAAUACCUCAAUGCCUCGAAAUGGAGGGCCCAGACUUCUCCCUUCAAGCAGCUAUUCUUCCUCAAAUCAACAUCUGCCUCUGUCGGUGACGUUAUGCGCGACCUGGACGGCAAGCAUCUGAUUACCGGAGACUUCAUUGUCGUGAGCGGCGAUGUGAUCAGCAAUCUUCCCAUCGAAGGUGCCUUGGCCCAACACCGAAAGCGCCGAGAGACCGACAAGAAUGCCAUCAUGACCAUGGUUCUCAGGGAAGCCGGCCUAAACCACCGGACUAAGUCAUCCUCGGUCUCUCCGGUUUUCGUUAUCGAUCCCACCAAAGACCGCUGUCUGCAUUACGAGGAAAUUGACCGUCAUGCAGAUGACGGCCAGCCGGCUCGCCUGAACAUUGACGCUGAAAUCAUCAUGUCACACCUCGAGCUCGACGUUCGCCAAGAUUUGAUCGACUGCAGUAUCGAUAUUUGUACCCCAGAAGUGCUGAGUUUAUGGUCGGAUAGUUUCGAUUACCAGUCGCCUCGGAAGCAUUACUUGCACGGUGUUCUCAAGGACUAUGAACUGAACGGCAAGACUCUGCACACGUACAUCAUCAAGGACCACUAUGCGGCACGAGUGCGCAACCUGAAGGCAUAUGACGCGAUUAGCAAGGACAUUCUGUCGCGUUGGACAUACCCCUUGUGUCCGGACACAAAUCUGCUCCCUGGACAUUCUUACGACUUGCGCAAGGGUAGUUUGUACCAAGAAAAGGGCGUGACUCUGGCACGAUCUUGCGUGAUUGGUCGCCGCACAGUCAUCGGAGCAGGAACAAGUAUUGGUGACCGGACGGAGAUCAAAAAUACCGUGCUAGGUCGGAACUGCAAGAUUGGCCGCAAUGUUAAGCUGGAUGGUGCAUACAUCUGGGACAAUGUCGUGAUUGGUGACGGAACAGACGUUCGUGGGGCGAUUAUCGCUGAUGGUGUGGUUCUUGGCAACAAUUGUACUGUGGCGGCUGGUGCUCUUAUCUCCUACGGUGUGAAAAUUACAGAUGGCAUCUCGGUGGAGAGUGGGAAGCGUAUCACAAGAACACGAAUUGAUGGAACCGUGGGGAAGAAUGAUCCCAAGGUGGUUGGCGAAGGAGGUGAAGGCUAUGAAUUCAUCCACGGCGAGGAAGAGGAGGGCGAUGACGAUGAUGAUGUGAGCGUUGCUUCAUCGGGACUUGUUUACCGUAUGCCCAGUCUAUCACUUUCCACUGCUUCUAUCUCCACACUAUCGUCGGAGGUCUCGAAUGACUCAUGGGGACAAUCUGAAGGAAGCAGUGUCGAAGGAGAUGAGGAAUCAGAUAACUUCCAUCAUGAUGCAUCGGUCAGCUUGUACGACAGUCUACGAGAGGGUGUGGCAGGGGACGUAGUUCAGCUGGAGCUAGUCACUUUGCGCAUGACUGCGAACGCCUCAGACAACCAGGUUCGUCGUGCUAUUGUCGAGGCAUUCAUGAAGCAUAUCGAGCAGCUCAUGGAGAGUGGCAAGGGAGCUGGGCCUGCAGUCAAUGAGGUCUUCUCUGCAUACAAGGAGGUUGUGGAGCGCACUCUGUUCGAUCGCAACAAGGACCAGAAGGUAGACCAAGUCGAUUUCCUGCUCUUGCUUCAACAAGAUCUUAUUGCUCGCCACAAGGGCGAUACUGUUCUUUUGUUCACUGUCAAGUCACUUUAUGAACUUGAACUUAUUGAGGAGGAAGCAUAUGAUCAGUGGUGGAAUGAUGAGCGCUCCAGCAACACAGAAGAGAUGCGCACUGUUCGUACUCAGGCUCAACAGUUUGUUGAUUGGCUAGCUGAAGCUGAGGAAGAAAGCAGCGAGGAAGAAUCUGAUGAGGAGGAGGAGAAAAUAUAUCAUCUCUCUAUCCCCGGCAUCUUUGCCGCUUAUUUCAUCACGCCUCCCAAAACGCGAAAGAGAAAGGCGGCUGAGGCGGCCUUCGACAACGAGUCUCUGCCAAAAGCCGCCCACGGGCACGCGAACGCCGCGACCUCCGACCGACAACGUUCCCGCAAAGCCGACUCAGCAACAUCAACAUCGGAGAACACAGAGCGAGCCAGUUCGGCUAGUUUACCGAGCCGAAAGAAGGGGGUACUCGGGACGCCCGCAUCGACUACCGCCAGCAUGGAAUCGGAUGAUGACUUCAUGAGUGAUGUCUCCAGUAAUGACUUCCUAGGUACCCAGGGCUCUGACAACGAGAGUCUGGGCGAGGACUUUGGUGACCUCGAUACCGGGUUUUCGGACGACAAAGAUAUUCUUAGACAAAAGCGGAAACCGUACGAAGUCGAGUUCAAAGUACUUGAUCCGCAGGACAUCGAUCAUGAGCAACAUCGCCAAGUCAACGAGGUUUGCGCCGUUCUCGGACUGCCACCAGAGUCGGUAGCGAUUUUGCUGCGUUAUGGUCGGUGGAACAAGCAGAAGUUGAUUGAAUCAUAUUUGGAGGACCCGGAGAAAACCUUGGAAGCUGCUGGCCUUGGGACGAAUUUCGAGGGGACUGCGAAGACUGAGCGUAUUCCGGGCUUCGUGUGUGACAUCUGUUGUGAAGAUGGGGAGGAUCUCGAAACCUAUGCAAUGCGCUGUGGCCACCGGUUCUGUGUCGACUGUUAUCGACAAUACCUGGCGCAAAAGAUCAAGGAGGAAGGUGAAGCAGCUCGGAUCCAGUGCCCCGGUGAUAAGUGCAGCCGGAUUGUAGACUCGAAAUCAUUGAAUCUGCUCGUGACAAAUGAUCUCAAAGAAAGAUACUGCGAACUUCUUACUCGCACAUACGUCGACGACAUCGAAAAUCUCAAAUGGUGUCCGGCUCCAAACUGCAAAUAUGCCAUUGAUUGCGAAAUAAGGGCCCGCGAUCUCCGCCGUAUAGUACCCACUGUGCGAUGCCUUUGCAACCAUGAAUUUUGCUUUGGUUGCACCCUUGCCGACCAUCAGCCCACUCCCUGCACAUUGGUCAAAAUGUGGUUGCAGAAGUGCGAAGAUGACUCCGAGACGGCGAAUUGGAUCUCCGCUAACACCAAGGAGUGUCCGAGGUGCAACUCGACUAUCGAGAAGAAUGGUGGUUGCAACCAUAUGACUUGCCGGAAGUGCAAAUUUGAGUUCUGCUGGAUGUGUAUGGGCCUGUGGUCUGAACAUGGUACCAGCUGGUAUAACUGCAACCGCUACGAGGAAAGGUCAGGCUCCGAUGCUCGAAGCGCUCAGGCCAAAUCACGAUCAUCUUUGGAACGCUACCUACAUUACUAUAACCGCUACGCGAACCAUGAACAGUCCGCGAAACUUGAUAAGGACCUAUAUCUGAAGACUGAGAAGAAGAUGACAAGUCUUCAGUCGCAGUCUGGUCUAUCGUGGAUUGAGGUGCAGUUCCUAGACACCGCGUCGCAUGCCCUUCAGCAGUGUCGCCAAACUCUCAAAUGGACUUACGCGUUUGCAUUCUACCUUGCGCGUAACAACUUGACCGAAAUAUUUGAAGACAACCAAAAGGACCUGGAAAUGGCUGUUGAAAGUCUCAGUGAGAUGUUUGAAAAGCCUGUUCCCGAACUGGCAGAGCUUAAGGUCGACAUUCUGGAUAAGACUGCCUACUGUACUAAGCGCCGGGUCAUCCUAUUGAGCGAUACCGCCGAGAAUUUGAAAAAUGGCAAGUCUGACACUCGGCCUAUAGCCUACUCACGGACACUAUCUAACCAAAAGUUUACAGGAGAAUGGUCUUUUAAUGUCCAAUGGUAA